GGGGUUAUUUGCUGCUAAUCUUUAGUGGACAUUGUAACAGAUAUAUGGAGGACACAGCACUGCAAGAACAAAUCCCUGUUGAUUUAUUUAGCCUUCCUAACUUGGAGACUAUAGGAUUAGCCAACAACAAUCUCAGUGGAACAUUGGACAUUGGGACCAGAUAUGGGAAUAAUUUAACACUUGAUUUACGAAAUAAUUCUAUCAAGGACUUCACUCAGAAAACAGAAUACAAUAUGAAUAUAUCGCUUUCUGGAAACCCUAUUUGUGAUGGAACAGGAGCAACAGCCAAAUACUGUUCAGUUCAGAUUUCCAAUGAUUCCUUCUCCUCAUCUCUGACUUGUCCAGAAAUGUCUUGCAGUUCAGACAAAACACUAAGUCCUACAUGCAAAUGUUUAUAUCCAUUCACUGGGACACUGCAUUUCUUUUCCUUGUCCUUCUCAAAUUUAGAGAACUCGAGCUACUUUACAACCCUUGCUGGCUCUAUGAUGUCUGCCUUUUUGUCCAAUGGGCUUCCUGUGGAUUCAGUUUCUCUAAGUGAUCCAACGGUUGAUGUUUAUUCAUAUCUUCAAAUUGAAGCACAAAUCUUUCCUUCAACGCAGAACAGUUUCAAUCGAACAUCAAUUUCUUCCAUUGGUUUCCUGCUUAACCGGAAUCCUUUCCAACUCCAAUAUUUUGGACCCUUCUUCUUUACUUCUGAAAGCUAUUGUUGCUUUGCAGACAAAAUGAAGAAGUCAUCACAUACUGGCAUCAUUGUUGGAGCAUCGGUUGGUGGUGCAGUGCUUGUUCUUUUAACACUUUGUGCUGGUCUUUAUGCUUUUCACCAGAGAAAGAUAGCAAAAAGAGCUGGUCAUAGCAGUAAUCCUUUUGAAACUUGGGACCGUGAUAAGAGUGGUGCUGUUCCACAACUUAAAGGAGCGAGAUGGUUCUCAUUUGAAGAGAUCAGGAAGUGCACAAACAAUUUUUCAGAAUCUAACUGCAUUGGAUCUGGGGGCUAUGGGAAGGUCUACAAAGGAACUCUUACUGCUGGGGAGGUAGUUGCAAUUAAAAGAGCACAACAUGGAUCAAUGCAGGGAGCAUUUGAGUUCAAAACAGAGAUUGAACUAUUGUCAAGAAUUCAUCAUAAGAAUGUUGUAAAACUGGUUGGAUUUUGUUAUGAGCAAGGCGAGCAAAUGCUGGUCUAUGAGUACAUUUCAAAGGGUACACUAAGGGAAAGUCUCUCAGUCAAGCCAAAAAUCCAAUUGUAUUGGACAAGGAGACUUAGGAUAGCCCUUGAUGCUGCUAGAGGUUUGGCAUACUUGCAUGAGCUUGCAGAUCCUCCCAUAAUACACAGGGAUGUUAAGUCGAAUAACAUCUUGCUGGAUGACCAUUUAACUGCUAAAGUUGCUGAUUUUGGCCUAUCACUUCUGAAAGACGAUGACAAGGGACAUGUCACCACUCAAGUCAAAGGUACAUUGGGGUACUUGGAUCCUGAAUAUUACAUGAGCCAACAGUUGACCGAGAAAAGUGAUGUAUAUAGCUAUGGAGUGGUGUUGCUUGAGCUGAUAACUGCAAGAGCUCCAAUAGAACGAGGAAAACACAUUGUGAGACUGGUUGCAGAGACCAGAUAUGAUUCAAAAGAUAACAGCAAGCUCUACCAAUUAAUAGAUCCAAGAAUAGGUCCAGGUUCAAAACUCGAAGGUGCUGAUAGACUAUUUACAUUGGGAAUGAGAUGUGUUAAUGAAUCCGGGGCCGAGAGGCCUUCCAUGGGUGAGGUUGUAAAAGAAAUUGAGAAUAUCAUUGAACUGGCCAGCUUGACCAAGUAUACAGAUGAAGCCCUCACUUCAACUAGCUUUGAAGACACAACUCAAGUCAGUCUUGACGAUUUUUAUAAUGACAAGGCUUUUGAUUAUAGUGGUAAAUUUCCUGAUGUUGGCGUGCGGAACACCACUGGAAGUUACUAAGGUGUAUAACUAUGAAUCACAUUUGUUUGUUUGUUUGCUUGGUACUACUGAUUCUUCUGUUUUAUAUUUGAAGUCAAAGUUAUAUAUGGCUUCUUGAGAUUCAGGGAUCUUUAUAUCAAUUUUUGAUGGAAAAAGAAGUUAGAUCA
Messenger RNA from Nicotiana tabacum (common tobacco), 2086 nucleotides. The record is from RefSeq and is a predicted model, not a curated record. Lineage: Eukaryota; Viridiplantae; Streptophyta; Magnoliopsida; Solanales; Solanaceae.